GUCCGAUUACGGUCUAUAUAGUACAGUUAGUAACACAGAUUGUCACACCCCUCCACAAUACGACUCUCUCUCUCUCUCUCUCUCUCUCUCUCUGUAUAGUUGUUUUUCUCCAGCUAAGCUAAUUUAUAUUUGCCUCUCCCUCUCCCUCUCCCUCCGUGGGGAGUUCCUUUGUCUCCCAUUCUACUUCAAGAUUUCAUUUUUCUUCUUCUUGCUUCUGGGUUUUGAAACUUGCAAGGUUAAAAAGAUGAUUUUGAUGAUGAAUUGUAGUCAGUGAAGGCUAGGCUUUAAAAGUCUGGUAUUUGGCUGCCGCCUCCCUGCUUCCCCCCUUUUCUGCCAGUAAAUGGGCUGUUUUAGUUCUAAAGUAGCAAGACAGUUCCCUGGACACGAGGACCCUGUUGCCCUUGCCUCACAAACAGCUUUUAGUGUGAGUGAAGUUGAAGCACUUUUUGAACUAUACAAGAGCAUUAGCAGUUCCGUGGUUGAUGAUGGGUUAAUAAGCAAGGAAGAGUUUCAGUUGGCUCUUUUCAAAAACAGAAAGAAAGAGAAUCUCUUUGCAAAUAGGAUUUUUGAGCUGUUUGAUGUUAAGCACAAGGGAGUCAUUGAUUUCAGUGAUUUUGUUAGAUCACUCAAUGUCUUCCAUCCCAAUGCCUCACAAGAAGACAAGAUAGACUUCUCAUUUAAACUAUAUGAUUUGGAUAACACAGGAUUCAUUGAGCGCCAAGAGGUUAAGCAAAUGUUGAUUGCACUUCUCUGUGAAUCAGAAAUGAAGUUGGCUGAUGAGACUGUUGAGAUAAUUCUUGAUAAGACUUUCUUGGACGCUGAUGUAAAUAGAGAUGGGAAGAUAGACAAAUCUGAGUGGGAGAACUUUGUAUGUAGAAACCCAUCCUUAUUAAAGAUAAUGACUCUCCCCUACUUGAGGGACAUCACAACAACGUUUCCAAGUUUUGUCUUUAAUUCUGAGGUGGAUGAGAUUGCUGCAUAGAGGAGGGGGGGGGGGGGCAAGAAAAGAGUGACAUAGGACAUUACUGCAAUUAGAUUGAACAGUAGGUUUUGAUUUUUGGGAAAAAGAGAAUUGUGUUGGUCUGAGUUGCAAGCUUUCAACAUUGAUGAGUGAAAUUAGUUUUUGAGGUUCUCAUCUCAACCGCAAAGCGUCGUUUAUCUAAUCCAUGUUGUAGUGAGUCAAACCUCUGCAGCAGUUAUUAGAGUUGGAUCACAGUUCUCUUUUGUUUGAAUGCGGCUAUUACUAAA
Molecule: messenger RNA, 1248 nt
Organism: Populus nigra (black poplar)
Lineage: Eukaryota; Viridiplantae; Streptophyta; Magnoliopsida; Malpighiales; Salicaceae
Product: calcineurin B-like protein 9
Exons: 9
Coding region: 341-982 (213 amino acids)
Biological process (GO): calcium-mediated signaling
Molecular function (GO): kinase binding; calcium ion binding
Source: RefSeq, a predicted model, not a curated record